Messenger RNA from Cephus cinctus (wheat stem sawfly), 2882 nucleotides. RefSeq names its product glycerol-3-phosphate dehydrogenase [NAD(+)], cytoplasmic (gene Gpdh1). The transcript is spliced from 14 exons. Bases 372 to 2459 code for a protein of 695 amino acids. NCBI's taxonomy places the organism in Eukaryota, Metazoa, Arthropoda, Insecta, Hymenoptera, Cephidae. Gene Ontology annotation, molecular function: glycerol-3-phosphate dehydrogenase [NAD(P)+] activity; NAD binding; protein homodimerization activity. Gene Ontology annotation, cellular component: cytosol; glycerol-3-phosphate dehydrogenase (FAD) complex. Gene Ontology annotation, biological process: carbohydrate metabolic process; glycerol-3-phosphate catabolic process. The record is from RefSeq and is a predicted model, not a curated record.
CGACCUAGUCUCUGUAACACGUUAAGACGCUACAAUAAUAACAUACCUGUCUGGAAAUAUGCAUGUAAUAUAGGUAGUCAGAUGUCCCCCUCUGUCGAUAACACAUUUCGGAAUUUCGAAGCAAAGUGUACCAACGCCCUUCAAACACUUAUCAGUUGCUCUUGCCAUUGGCUAAAAUUGGUCGACUCAUUUUAUCAGCUUAUUCCACUCUGUACGGUGUGCGCGCCGUCAACCGUCUGCUGCAGCCUCGUGCUUCCCUUCUCUUGGGUUCUCAGUUGUGUUUCUGCAUUCAAACUGAGAAUAUCGCUCUUAGGCAGCACAGAAGGAUUUCUUUCAUUUCCAGCAAACAAUUAUUUGCAUCAACGACAAUAAUGGCAGCUAAGCAACGUGUUUGUAUCAUCGGCUCCGGUAAUUGGGGUUCAGCCAUAGCCAAAAUCGUUGGCUCAAAUGCUGAGAAACUGCCGAUUUUUGAAGAUCGUGUCACCAUGUAUGUUUACGAGGAGAUUGUAAAUGGAAGAAAAUUGACUGAACUUAUCAACGAGACUCACGAGAAUGUCAAGUAUCUACCAGGUCAUAUUCUUCCUGCAAACGUGGUUGCUGUUCCCGAUGUCUUGGAGGCUGCCAAGGAUGCGGAUAUUCUUAUCUUCGUGGUGCCCCAUCAGUUUAUACAGAGGAUAUGCAGCACCCUUUUGGGUAAAAUUAAACCCACGGCAAUCGGACUCUCUCUUAUUAAGGGAUUCGACAAGAAGGACGGAGGUGGUAUCGAGUUGAUCUCCCACAUCAUCUCCAGGGAACUUCAUAUACCUGUGUCUGUUUUAAUGGGCGCUAAUUUGGCUGGCGAAGUAGCCAAUGAAAUGUUCUGUGAGACUACCAUAGGAUGCAAGGAUGAAGAAAAGGCACCCAUCCUGAGAGAUCUUAUUCAGACUUCGUACUUCAGGGUAGUUGUUGUCGAGGAUGUUGAUUCCGUAGAGUGCUGCGGAGCAUUAAAGAACAUCGUAGCUUGCGGCGCUGGUUUCGUCGAUGGCAUGAAUCUCGGCGACAAUACGAAAGCUGCUGUGAUUAGACUUGGUUUAAUGGAAAUGAUCAAAUUUGUUGACGUUUUCUUCCCUGGAGGUAAACUCAGCACCUUCUUCGAGAGUUGCGGUGUUGCCGAUCUGAUUACCACCUGUUACGGUGGACGUAAUCGUAAAGUCUCUGAAGCAUUCGUGAGGACGGGCAAGAGUAUCGAUACACUAGAGAAAGAAAUGCUCAAUGGUCAGAAACUUCAAGGACCGUUCACCGCUGAAGAAGUGAAUUACAUGCUGAAGGCAAAAGACAUGGAAAGUAGGUUUCCUCUGUUUACGGCUAUUCAUCGAAUUUGCAUCGGUGAACUAAAGCCUACAGACCUUAUCGACUGCAUUCGCAGCCAUCCAGAACACAUGGGGUCAGCCAUAGCAAAAAUUGUCGGUGCAAAUGUCGUUAAAUUCAAUAAUAAGUUCGAGGAGGAAGUCACCAUGUACGUCUACGAAGAGAUGAUCAACAAUAAGAAGCUCACGGAAAUUAUAAAUGAGCAGCAUGAGAAUGUCAAGUAUCUUCCGGGACAUAAACUUCCUGCGAACGUGGUGGCCGUGCCUGACGUGGUGAAUGCCGCCAGGGAAGCUGACAUUCUUGUUUUCGUGAUACCUCAUCAAUUCAUCAGAACACUAUGCGCUACUUUACUCGGAAAGAUCAAGCCUACGGCUGUUGGUCUAUCACUCAUCAAGGGCUUCGAUCAAGGCGAUGGCACGAGCAUUGAGCUUAUUUCGAAGAUCAUUGAAAAACACUUGAAUAUACCAUGUUACGUGUUAAUGGGUGCCAAUCUAGCUAACGAAGUGGCCGAAGAAAAAUUCUGCGAGACGACCAUUGGCUGUAAGGACAAAAGGUUGGCACCAUUAUUGAGAGACGUCAUUCAAACUCCAAACUUUAGGGUAGUCGUUGUUGAGGAUGCUGAGGCUGUUGAAGUUUGUGGUGCUCUUAAGAAUAUCGUCGCUUGCGCCGCAGGAUUUGUAGAUGGCCUUGGACUAGGUGAUAACACGAAAGCUGCUGUGAUCAGACUGGGCCUAAUGGAAAUGGUUAAAUUCGUCGACACUUUCUACGGCGGCUCAAAACUUUCCACGUUUUUUGAAAGCUGCGGUGUAGCAGAUCUUAUUACCACUUGCUACGGCGGUCGAAAUCGUCGUGUUUGUGAACAAUUCGUAAAAACUGCAAAGACUAUCAAAGAACUGGAAGAUGAACUUUUGGCUGGUCAGAAGCUUCAGGGUCCAGCUACGGCAGACGAAGUAAAUGCGAUGUUGAAAAAUCGUAACUUGAUGGACAAGUUUCCAUUAUUUACAGCAGUUCAUCGUAUUUGCACUAAGGAUCUCAAACCUACUGAACUCAUCGAUCAAAUCCGCAGUCAUCCAGAACAUGUGUUCGCUCCUAAAACAAUGUACUUAUACUAAUCCUGUGUCCUGUUCCCUACUUCCAUAACCAAAGGACUACGUGUCACCGUAUCUAUAACGAAAAUAAUUUAUACCUUCUGGUAUUAUUAUUUAUUGUAAAAUUAUUUACUGCACUAUUCUGUUAUAUAUCAACAGUGAAUUUUCAUUCACAGUAACAUGAUCCGAUUAUAUUUAUAUAAUUUUGUUUUUUUGACAGUAUGCGAUUGGAAGGUGUUGUGGAAGAUGCUGAAGAUGAUGCGUAAUAAUGAUUGUAUCUUGAAGUUCAUAAUAUCUGAAUUCAUAAUAUCUGAUCUGCUGAUUUAGAUUACUGUAAAUAGAAUAGAUCGAAUAAGAAGUUCUUGAGAAUUGCGAUUGUAUAUAUUGUAUGUAUAUAUUAUUGCUGCUGUUCACAUCGCUGUAAAUAAAGAAAUAUAAAAGCUAAAA